Molecule: messenger RNA, 1310 nt
Organism: Topomyia yanbarensis
Lineage: Eukaryota; Metazoa; Arthropoda; Insecta; Diptera; Culicidae
Product: phospholipase A1-like
Exons: 2
Coding region: 19-1083 (354 amino acids)
Biological process (GO): lipid metabolic process
Molecular function (GO): lipase activity
Source: RefSeq, a predicted model, not a curated record
GUGUUCAAGGUACUCAAAAUGAAAGUGUACGGAUUAGUCUUUCUGCUGGUAGUUGGAGUCGUGGCAGCCUUUCCGAUCGAAGAAUUCGGAGACGAGUUUAUUCCCGUUGACAAUGAUGGUGGUGCGGAACAUGUUCCCACCUGGACAUUGGUGCCGGACGGUGAUGGUCGGCUCCAUCUGGUGAACACAGAUCCUUACGACUUGGCCGGUAUGGACGAACCGGAACCACACUUCAAUUCCGACGCCGAUACUAUUUUCCGACUGUUCACACGAAACAAUCGAAACUCAGGACAUGUCAUUCAAUUGAAUAAUGCUGGCUCUUUGGGUGGCUUCUGGAACGGAGGUCGCCAGACUCGACUUAUCAUCCACGGUUGGAAUAACAACGGUGAUUCCGGUGUCAAUGUUAACAUUCGAAAUGCGUAUUUGGAUCGGGGUGAUUUCAAUGUAAUUACUGUUGACUGGGGGCGAGGUGCCCAGAAUCCGAACUACGUAACGGCUAGAAACCACAUCAAUGCAGUUGGAGCAACAGUUGGCCGAUUUGUGGAUUUCCUGAAUCAGAGCGGUGGCAUGUCGUUCAACAAUGUGUACAUUGUCGGGCACAGUUUAGGAGGUCAUACUGCUGGAAUCGCCGGAAAGAGAGUUAGCCGAGGACGACUGCAUACGGUAGUCGCAUUGGACCCAGCACUGCCACUGUUCUCGAUCAACUCCCCCGGGGAGCGCGUUGCGCCCUCGGACGCUAACUACGUGGAGGUUAUUCACACCAACGCUGGACUGCUUGGAUUCGACCUACCGAUUGGUGUGGCUGAUUUCUAUCCGAACGGAGGACGCACACAGCCUGGCUGUGGAGUUGAUGUUGGAGGCGGCUGCGCCCACAGUCGUGCAUGGGAAUUCUUUGCCGAAUCGGUUAGAUCCGGUCGAUUUAAUUCGGUGCGAUGUCAGAAUUUUGAGCAAGUUUGGAACCAAAACCAGUGCACGUCAAGUGGUCCGAACAGGAACAUGGGUGGGGAACCUUCCAACAUAGGAAUCGCCAAUGGAGUGUACCACCUGACGACGAAUGGGCAGAGUCCUUUCGCGAGGGGUUAAAUCAGUCAGAUUUGGCUAGUACUCUUGUUUCUGCAUUGAUCAAUUACACGCGUGUUGGAGUUUGAAAAUAAAGCUUGGAUUACGUUCUAGAAAUCUGGCGACUGCGAAGCCAAGUAGUUGAUAGAAUAGCAUACAUAACAUUUAAUAAUACAAUACAUACAAACGGAAAAAUCUUUCACAAUGUACCCGUUACAAAAUAGUGAAUAAAACACAAGAGAUUUGUAAAA